Messenger RNA from Plasmodium inui San Antonio 1, 1149 nucleotides. RefSeq lists its product as hypothetical. Lineage: Eukaryota; Apicomplexa; Aconoidasida; Haemosporida; Plasmodiidae. Gene Ontology annotation, cellular component: plasma membrane; cell surface. The record is from RefSeq and is a predicted model, not a curated record. Gene Ontology annotation, biological process: symbiont entry into host. The transcript has a single exon. Bases 1 to 1149 code for a protein of 382 amino acids.
AUGAAAAAGCUCCUUCUGGUUGCGCUUCUUUACCUGCUGAUUCAACAGCUUCCCGUACACGCAGAAGAACACAUCUGCGAUUUCACGAAGGAGAAGUACCUUCUGGGGACGAAUGAAAAAGAAUACUGUGUGGUGAACGCCAAACCUUUUGACAGCGUAACAUUUAUAUGUCCCAAAAAAAUCGGAGCACAGUGCUUUCAUAAUGUGAACACGCUAGACGAUAUAAGAAAAGACAGAAUGGAAUCAUCGAAGCUGUCCAUAGAUCAGCUGUUAUACGGAUCGACCCUCUAUGGAGACACCCUCCUAAUAUCACCCACGGUGAAGCAAGGGACAACCUUCUACUGUUUCUGUAACUUACAAAUGGAGAACUUGGAGGAGUUUCUAACGAAGAGAAGAUUGUCUAAGGAAAAGCUAAAGGCGCAAAGCAAAUCCACUAUUAAUGUGGACGACUUCAGAAAUGGGGACGAUGAUGUGGAGGUGGUAUUUCCAGAGAAGAAAGUAGAUGAGCAUCUAGUUCGAGCAUUAUAUAAGGUAAAAAAAAUUAGGAAUAUAAUCGAUCAUGAAAAGAACAAAAUGGAAGAAGGCGAUAAUCAUCAAAAUCCCCACGACGAAGAACAACUCAUAAUGGACGAGGACAAGGAAGAAGAGGCUGAACAAGGGGGUAGGAGUAAAGUUGAAGAUGCUGUUACAAAGUAUGGAGUAAUGAAAGUUGUUGUUUCUACGAAUAAUACAAUAACUAAAGGGUGCGAUUUCGGAAAUAAUGUAGUGAACUAUUUUUCUAAUCCCUACCCUAUUGAGAGGUAUGGAGGCAGUAAGGUUUGCAGAAUUGAAGCAAAGCCAGGCGACUUUGUCGGAUUCAAGUGCAUAUAUGAUGACAAGGGUUACGUCGAACCACAUAACUGCUUUGACAAGGUCCUUUACGAGGGUAAAGAAACCGAUUUACAGACCCUCAUGCCUGGUUAUAUAUCAUAUGGAAACAAGCGGAAGGGGAAAUACGCCUUUUACUUAAAGCUGCCCCACUUUGUGCAACACAGCUACACCAUUCAGUGCAAGUGCAGGUCCACAGUGGAGCAGUAUGAUGACUACGUCUUCGAGCUGGCCGUAGAGGGCGGCGAGAGUGAAGUUGUUGCCAAGACCUUCCAUGAGUAG